Messenger RNA from Ceraceosorus guamensis, 2181 nucleotides. RefSeq names its product DNA replication factor C, large subunit. The transcript has 15 exons. Gene Ontology annotation, cellular component: DNA replication factor C complex; nucleus. Gene Ontology annotation, molecular function: DNA clamp loader activity; DNA binding; ATP hydrolysis activity. The record is from RefSeq and is a predicted model, not a curated record. NCBI's taxonomy places the organism in Eukaryota, Fungi, Basidiomycota, Exobasidiomycetes, Ceraceosorales, Ceraceosoraceae. Gene Ontology annotation, biological process: DNA repair; DNA replication. Bases 1 to 2181 code for a protein of 726 amino acids.
AUGAGCAGGAUGGGGAUUCAAAGGCGGGCGCAUUCAACGCGAGCCAAUGGACCUGCCGCACCUGGCAGCAAAGCCGUACCUCAGGGGAAGCCGAAUUGCUUGGCCGGCCUCACUUUUGUAUUCACAGGGGAACUUCAAAGCCUCAGUAGAGAGGAUGCGCAAGAUCUCGCCCGGCGGUAUGGCGCCAAAGUCACCACUGGGCCCUCCAGCAAAACAUCAUACGUUGUUCUUGGCGAAGGAGCAGGCCCGUCGAAGCUGAAAGCAAUCGAGAAGAAUGGUCUGAAAACGCUGGAUGAGGACGGCUUCCUCGGGCUGAUAGCGGAUCGUGGCGAGGGCGAGCCCGACAAAGCAGCGAUUAAAAAGCAGGAGGCGGAGCAACAAAAGAUUCUCGCUGCUGCUGCCGAGCUGCGGAAAGAGGUCAAGAAGAGCAGCGGUGGAGCACCUGGCGCUGCCAUCAAAGGUCCGAAAGAACACGCGCUGUGGACGAGCAGAUACGCGCCUGCGCGUAUGAAGGAUCUGGUCGGUAACGGUACCUCGAUUGCAAAGAUCGAAGACUGGUUGACGAAUUGGCAAGCGUCAUACAAAGCCGACUUCAAGAAGCCAGGCAAGAAUGCUAUCGGCGUGUUCCGGGCUCUUCUACUCUCUGGACCACCGGGGGUGGGAAAGACAAGCGCUGCACAUCUCUUGGCUCGCAAGUGCGGAUACACACCAAUGGAACUAAAUGCAAGUGACGCUAGAAGCAAAAAGCUGAUCGAGGCAAGCUUAAAGGACACCAUUAACAAUUCAAGUCUGGAUUCAUGGUACAAUGGUACGGACAAGCCUACAUCUGCGGAUGGCGUUCGGGUCACCGAUAGAACCUGUCUGAUCAUGGACGAAGUGGAUGGCAUGUCGGGAGGAGAUCGUGGUGGUGUCGGGGCGAUCAAUGCCCUGAUACGCAAAACGAAGGUCCCCAUACUGUGCAUUUGCAACGAAGCCAAGACCCCGAAGAUGAGGCCCUUGGAAUCCACGUGUGGUCAAAUUAAAUUUGCUCGACCCGAUUCGCGCCAAAUCCGCAGCAGACUCCUGACCAUAGCAUUCUCCGAAAAGAUGAAAGUCGCCCCUGAGGUCAUGGACGAACUCAUUCGUUCUGCCCAGAACGACAUCCGUCUGGUCAUCAACAUGCUGUCGACAUGGGCGCUCUCCUCGCGCACAAUGGAUUUCGACGAAGGCAAAGAUCUAGGAGCGGCAAACGUCAAACCCGGCAUGCACACGCCUUUCAGCUUGUAUAAUCAAGUCAGCGGACAAGGAUUCUUCUCUCCUACCAAUCCGGCCAAUUUGACUCAAAAAAGUGAAGUCUACUUUAGCGACCAUUCCAUCAUGCCUCUCAUGGUGCAGACGAACUACAUCAACCAAGCUCCCACCGUUGCCUCCCGCAUCACGAACCACUCUGAAAAAGAGUGGAAAACUAUGGAAUUGAUGACAAAGGCAGCCAUUUCCAUUUCCGACGGCGAAGUCAUCGAUGCCAUGAUACAUUCCCCUCAGCAGCACUGGUCACUUAUGCCACACCACGCCAUUGCGUCCGUCAUACGUCCAAUGUCUUUCGUCUACGGACAAAGCGCUGCGAAGAACAAGAUGUAUGGUCCGUCUUUCCCAACGUGGCUCGGAAUCAAUUCCAAGGCUCAAAGGUUGAGCCGCGUGGCCGUAGAAAUUCAAACUAAGAUGAGGCUUGCAGCAUCCGGUUCGAGAUUCGAGGUCAGAGAGCAGUACUUGCCAUACUUUGUGCCACGCCUGACUCAACCGCUUGUCAAGAAGGGCCAAGGUGGGAUCGAAGAAGUCAUCGAGUUUAUGGAUGACUACUACCUCAAUCCUGAGGACAGAGAAGGUAUUCUUGAGCUUGGAAUUGGGGAAAACAAUAUGGACGCAGUAGUGAAGCCCAUCAAGACUGACGUCAAGAGCGCCUUCACUCGCAGAUACAACAGCACAGAUCACCCGAUCGCCUUCUACAAGGGUCAAAACAUCGCCAAAGCCAAGAAGCUUGUUGGAGAGCCAGCGCCGGACGUUGAAGAGCUGGAGGGCGCAGAGGUGUCUGACGUCUCUGAUAACGAGAUGGAAGAAGUCAGCGACAACGAGGACUUGUCCAAGAACAAGAUGAUCAAAGAGAAGAAGCCGAAGGGAAAAGGCAAAAGCGGCAAGGGCAAAUGA